UGCAAGAGUUGGGUCCCAAGCAUUGAACUCAGGUUGUCGGUCUUGGCUGUAAGUACCUUUACCUAUCACAGAGCCAUCACACCAGAUCCCAAAUGCUCACAUCUUGUCCCUAACGGAUUAGCUGUGUGUCUACAAAACUAAGUCUCCUCAGUUGGCCUCGUCUGAAAUCAUUGACAAAUUCCACAGGGCCGGUAUGGCAGUCGGCCCUGUCCAAGGUCCCGAAAAUGCCUGCAGUGUAAGGUAUCUCUGCAGAUACCGGAGACUUUCUGCUCCAGCCAAGAAGCCUCAGGAUCUUUGAAACCUGGGCGUAAAAGAGGCAAAACUCAUCCCAGACUAAACCCCUGUUAAUUUUUCUUUUCUUUUUUGAAGCAGAGAACCAGAGGCAGCUGAGCAGCGUAGAUAUGAUUGUACUCUUUCAUUGGAGGCAGGAUGAAUUUAAAAAGAGGUUCUGCUGAAGAGCCACCUAUCCUGGAGUAGAUAGAAAUGGGUACUAGAAUGAAUUCUGCCAUUCAUUGGCAUUCAUGGGCAGUCAUUUUCUGUCUUGGUGCUUAGUUUUUUCAUUUAUGAAAUGAAAACUGCAAUAGAUAAGACAAACAGUUCUUCUGCCCGGGAUUUUGAGGACUCGAGUCAGGAACCAGAGUGACUGUAAAGCUAUUUCCUUUACACUUGAUGGUAUGCUUAGAUCUCCCAGAUGCAAAGGGUCCAAACCUCAGAUGUCACUGUCUGCAGCGUGUCUGGACUCUAGGGUUGCUGAGGGUUCCCAGGGUAUUCAAGCUCCCGGGGGAGGGGCUGGAGAGGAGGAGGAGCACAGAAGAGCACGUCAGGGCUGGAAAGCCUCCAAAAGCAAUCCUGGAUUAGGAGAUUAGACACUCCCGACCCAGGAGAAAAUCUGAUCCCCAACCGGCAGGCGGCCUCAUUUCCCCCUUCCCCCAUCCUGUUUCUGGCCAGCCUGGGGCCAGCGUACCCUCCCUAGGGGCUGCACCAUCUCGGGUGAAAAGGUGGUGUUGCUGAACCUCACUACUGCCUGCAGCUCACUGUGCUUCAUCCAUAAAUCCUCCUACAUCAGAAAGCCCCCGUCUGUGGUGUGGGCUCCAGGGACGUGUCUUGGGGUAGGAUGCUGAGACUCCAGCCAGCCUGAGCACCAUGAGAGAGUUCUCUACAACUCUUCUAGUGGCAACCACCGGUUUAAAAACAGGAUGGGCCAGACAGAUCCAUUGACCUGAGGCCCCUGGGGCAGCACAGGGCCUCACUGAUGGGGGGUCCUGGGUUCCAUCUUCCUUCAACUCCAACCUCUAGGACAGAGGUUUGGGAAUGGGUCGGUUUUCCUUCCAGGCCUUGCCUCACCAGUUUUGUAGGCAGGCUCCCUGGGGCCCUUAUAUUUUACAGUGCCCGCCCCUGCCGCCUCAGUUCCCCACAUCUUCCCUCCAGGGGUCACCUCGGACCCCCAGUCAGGCAGCCGCUGCGGGGCCGCCUCCCUGCGGCCGCGACCUAGUUCCCUGCCGUUAUUUUUAGGGCGCGGGAUGGCACCUGCCCACGUGCCGGGCCCCGCCUGCGCCGGAGAGUGGGGGGGGGGGGUUGCUUCUGCUCUAGGAAGCAAGGGCCGCGGCUCCCGCAGCACCCCCUCCAUCCCACCCGCACAAGCCCCCAGUUUUCCGGCGAGGGGGACACUGGAGUUCUCUGUCCGCUCCUCAUCCCUUCUCCUCCCUCCCUUCGGCUCCCCCCCCAAAAAACCCGCCAGUGGCUCACGCCUCCUGCAUACGGGAUGAGGUGAGCAGCGCCGCUGCUGAGAGGGGGCGCGCGCGGGUGUGAGCGUGUGUCCGUGUGCGAGUGUGUGUGCGCCGGGCGGGCGGGCACUGCAGCUUCUUCCUCCGUGGAGCGGAGAGCGAGCGAGAGAGCUCGAGCAAGCCAGCGGCAAAGGCGGGCAGAGGGGCGCAGGCAAAGCGAGGCAGCCAUCCCGGAGCCGGCGCCGCGCAGCCACCAUGCUCAACAACCUGACGGACUGCGAGGACGGCGAUGGGGGAGCCAACCCGGGUGAUGGCAACCCCAAGGAAAGCAGUCCCUUCAUCAACAGCACUGACACAGAGAAGGGAAAAGAGUACGAUGGCAAGAACAUGGCCCUGUUUGAGGAGGAGAUGGACACCAGCCCUAUGGUGUCCUCCCUGCUCAGUGGGCUGGCCAACUACACCAACCUGCCCCAGGGAAGUAGAGAGCAUGAAGAAGCGGAGAACAAUGAGGGUGGAAAAAAGAAGCCGGUGCAGGCCCCACGCAUGGGCACCUUCAUGGGCGUGUACCUCCCGUGCCUGCAGAACAUCUUUGGCGUCAUCCUCUUCCUGCGGCUCACUUGGGUGGUGGGCAUCGCUGGCAUCAUGGAGUCCUUCUGUAUGGUCUUCAUGUGCUGCUCCUGUACGAUGCUCACAGCCAUUUCCAUGAGUGCAAUCGCAACCAAUGGUGUUGUGCCUGCUGGUGGCUCCUACUACAUGAUUUCCAGGUCUCUGGGCCCAGAGUUUGGGGGUGCCGUGGGCCUCUGCUUUUACCUGGGCACUACCUUUGCUGGGGCUAUGUACAUCCUGGGCACCAUCGAGAUCCUGCUGGCUUAUCUCUUCCCAGCCAUGGCCAUCUUCAAGGCAGAAGAUGCCAGUGGGGAGGCAGCGGCCAUGUUGAACAAUAUGCGGGUAUAUGGCACCUGUGUGCUUACCUGCAUGGCCACUGUGGUCUUUGUGGGUGUCAAGUACGUCAACAAGUUUGCCCUGGUCUUUCUGGGUUGUGUCAUCCUCUCCAUCCUGGCCAUCUAUGCAGGGGUCAUCAAGUCUGCCUUCGACCCACCCAAUUUCCCGAUCUGUCUCCUGGGGAACCGCACGCUGUCUCGCCAUGGCUUUGAUGUCUGUGCCAAACUGGCUUGGGAAGGAAAUGAGACAGUGACCACACAGCUCUGGGGCCUUUUCUGUUCCUCCCGCUUCCUCAACGCUACCUGUGAUGAGUACUUCACCCGAAACAAUGUCACCGAGAUCCAAGGCAUUCCUGGUGCUGCCAGUGGCCUCAUCAAAGAGAACCUGUGGAGUUCCUACCUGACCAAGGGGGUGAUUGUGGAGAGGCAUGGGAUGCCGUCAGUGGGCCUGACAGAUGGCACCCCUAUCGACAUGGACCAUCCCUAUGUCUUCAGUGACAUGACCUCUUAUUUCACUCUGCUUGUUGGCAUCUACUUCCCCUCAGUCACAGGGAUCAUGGCUGGGUCCAACCGGUCUGGAGACCUGCGGGAUGCCCAGAAGUCCAUCCCUACCGGAACCAUCCUGGCCAUUGCCACCACCUCUGCUGUCUACAUCAGCUCUGUUGUUCUGUUCGGGGCCUGCAUUGAGGGGGUCGUCCUGCGGGACAAGUUCGGGGAAGCUGUGAAUGGCAACCUGGUGGUGGGCACUCUGGCCUGGCCAUCUCCUUGGGUCAUUGUCAUCGGCUCUUUCUUCUCCACCUGUGGGGCUGGACUGCAGAGCCUCACAGGGGCCCCACGCCUGCUUCAGGCCAUCUCUCGGGAUGGCAUAGUGCCCUUCCUGCAGGUCUUUGGCCAUGGCAAGGCCAAUGGAGAGCCAACCUGGGCACUGCUGCUGACUGCCUGCAUCUGUGAGAUUGGCAUCCUCAUCGCCUCUCUGGACGAGGUCGCCCCCAUCCUUUCCAUGUUCUUCCUCAUGUGCUACAUGUUUGUGAACUUGGCUUGUGCGGUGCAGACGCUGCUGAGGACACCCAACUGGAGGCCACGCUUUCGCUAUUACCACUGGACUCUCUCCUUCCUGGGCAUGAGCCUCUGCCUGGCCCUCAUGUUCAUUUGCUCCUGGUACUAUGCGCUGGUAGCCAUGCUCAUCGCCGGCCUCAUCUAUAAAUACAUCGAGUACCGGGGGGCAGAGAAGGAGUGGGGCGAUGGGAUCCGAGGCCUGUCUCUCAGCGCUGCUCGCUAUGCUCUCCUGCGCCUGGAGGAAGGACCUCCGCACACCAAGAACUGGAGGCCCCAGCUGCUGGUGCUGGUGCGUGUGGACCAGGAUCAGAACGUGGUGCACCCCCAGCUGCUCUCCUUGACCUCUCAGCUCAAGGCAGGGAAGGGCCUGACCAUUGUGGGCUCUGUCCUGGAGGGCACCUUUCUGGACAACCACCCUCAGGCUCAGCGGGCAGAGGAGUCUAUCAGGCGUCUGAUGGAGGCUGAGAAGGUGAAGGGCUUCUGCCAGGUGGUGAUCUCCUCUAACCUGCGCGAUGGAGUGUCCCACCUGAUCCAGUCUGGGGGCCUCGGCGGGCUGCAACACAACACUGUGCUAGUAGGCUGGCCUCGCAACUGGCGGCAGAAGGAGGACCACCAGACAUGGAGGAACUUCAUCGAACUGGUCCGGGAAACCACAGCUGGCCACCUGGCCCUGCUGGUCACCAAGAAUGUGUCUAUGUUUCCUGGGAACCCUGAGCGCUUCUCCGAGGGCAGCAUCGAUGUGUGGUGGAUCGUGCACGAUGGGGGCAUGCUCAUGUUAUUGCCCUUCCUGCUGCGCCAUCACAAGGUGUGGAGGAAAUGUAAGAUGCGGAUCUUCACUGUGGCCCAGAUGGACGACAACAGCAUCCAGAUGAAGAAAGAUCUGACCACGUUUCUGUAUCACUUACGCAUUACGGCAGAGGUGGAGGUGGUGGAGAUGCAUGAGAGCGACAUCUCGGCAUACACCUAUGAGAAGACGCUGGUAAUGGAGCAGCGCUCUCAGAUCCUCAAGCAGAUGCACCUAACCAAGAAUGAGCGGGAGCGGGAGAUCCAGAGCAUCACAGAUGAGUCUCGGGGCUCCAUUCGGAGGAAGAAUCCCGCUAACACUCGGCUCCGCCUCAAUGUUCCCGACGAGACAGCUGGCGAUAGUGAGGAGAAGCCAGAGGAGGAGGUGCAGCUGAUCCAUGACCAGAGUGCUCCCAGCUGCCCCAGCAGCUCGCCGUCUCCAGGGGAGGAGCCUGAGGGGGAGGGGGAAACAGACCCAGAGAAGGUGCAUCUCACCUGGACCAAGGACAAAUCAGUGGCAGAGAAGAAUAAAGGCCCCAGUCCUGUCUCCUCCGAGGGCAUCAAGGACUUCUUCAGCAUGAAGCCGGAGUGGGAAAACUUGAACCAGUCCAACGUGCGGCGCAUGCACACGGCUGUGCGGCUGAACGAGGUCAUCGUGAAUAAAUCCCGGGAUGCCAAGCUAGUCUUGCUCAACAUGCCUGGGCCUCCCCGCAACCGCAAUGGUGAUGAAAACUACAUGGAAUUUCUAGAGGUCCUCACUGAGCAACUGGACCGGGUGAUGCUGGUCCGCGGUGGCGGCCGCGAGGUCAUCACCAUCUACUCCUGAGGGCCAGGACCUGUCACGCCGGCCCGAGCGCGCCCGGCCCGCGGCCCCGGAGCCCUCGCCGCGCCACCCCGCCGCUGUCACCGUUUACAUAAGACCCUGUGCCCGUGUCCUGGCCCCUUUCCCCGCUGCCUGCAGCCCGGAGGCCGCACCCGUCGGGGCUGACUCUGAGGGCGGCCCAUGGGCCCCUUUUCUGAGCCCGGCCUCGCCCCGCCGGAGCAGACGCUGCAAUAAAGGUGGCGAGGCAGCGUGGAGAGAAGCGGAACCAUGGUCCCGGGCCCGUCCCUCCCCACGCCCCGCCGCGUUCCCCCGGGACCCUGGUCGCCGAGCCCGGGCGCCGGCCGGCCGCGCUAUACAUAGUGUACAGGAGACAUCGCGUGUAUUUUUAAUGUCCCCAUAUUUCUGUAACUAGAAGCGCAACGGACUCCUCGCCACGGCCGCGCUCUCCCGCUGCGGGCGCCCUGGGACGGAGAAGCCCCGGGAGCCAGAUUUCCCUGCGCGCCGGAGCUGAGAGCCAAGUGCUUUAAGGCCUGCGCUCUCUCCCUUCCCUGUCCACGCCCUGCGUCUCCCUCUCUUCCCUCCAGUUCUUGGCAAACACAGGUGAGACGGCGGCCGGCUUCGGUGGAUGCGAGCUUUCUGGCGGCCAGGAGAGGGAGUCGUCGUCUCUCCAGGGGGAGAAAACGAGGCCGGCGUCCACCGAGGAAGCCCCGCCCGGUGCCUUCGCGGAGGAAAAGGCGUCUCUCCUCUGUUGGCUUGCCGCCUGCUUCCCAUGUCCCGUGGCUCCUCGCCAAAGACUGAAUUCGUGGAGCUGGAGGGCACCUCCUCCCCAGUUUCCGCCUUGGGACAGGCGAGGGCCAGGGCCGUGGGGCCAAUUCCAGUCUAGAGGCUGACUCACCAGGAGGCCUGGGCAGCCUCUGCGGUUCCCUUCCUUGGUCCCCAUCUGCAGGUCCUGCCUGGGGACCCAGCUGUCUCUUGAGUGCUCUGGAGCUGGGCCUUGCUGCCUAGCAGCAGGUCCUUAGCUAAGUCUCCUAGACACCAAGUUCUGGAGUAGGGCCGGAGUCACGUGGGCUCCGUUGUUCCUUGCGCUUCUCUGCCCUCUUCUGACUUGGACCCAAGGCCUUUGGCUUCCCUAACUCGUCCUUGGCGCUUCCGCAACACCAGCCCCACUUGUGGGGAGGUGCCCUCAGCCCUUAGAAAGGCAUUUGGCCGGUUCCCUUCCCCUAGGGCACGUUACUAAGGGGAUAGGCACUGCAUGCUCCUUUAAGCGCCCUCUGGGACUGGGUACAGUGCCUCCAGCCCCAGGGCCCUGACCUGCGCACCUAGUUAGAUAUCCUGCCCACUCCAGGGCCGGGGCCACUAGCUGACCUCACCACCUCCUUUCCCUUGAGCCCAAAGCAGAGAGCUGCAGCUGGUGCCGUCCAGACAAGGUCAGGUGUGGCCAGCGGCGGGGCUGGAGGUCUGCUGCUCGGCUGCACGGCCUAAGACCCCUCUGAGAUUUGAUGGGGGACUGGAUAUUCUUCCAGCCAGUAGCCAUUCAGUUGGAAGUGUAAGACCCAGGAUCUGUCAUCCUUCAAGACUGCUCUCCCUUGCUAUGGGUCUUGCCUUUUGGGGCAAGAGAGGGGCUGCGCAGAAGGGGAGGAGGCUGUAUCAACACCAAUUAGGGAACCAAAGUUGUACACUACCUGGGCCCAGACUCUCUGGUUGGCAAAGGCAAAGUUUCCAUUGAUGAAAACAAACAUCCCACAUCAAAACACAAGUUUUCUGUGCUCCAUGUGCAAUAUUUGUUAUGAACCUUGUGUCGUUAAAGUCACCUUUAAAUCACUGUAGCUAGAUGUUCCAUGUCCAUCCGGGUGACUUUCACUGAGUGCAAUAUUUCAAUAGCCUGGUAGUGAGAACGAGUGUCGCUUUUCUUUCAGCCGACCUAUGUGCAGGGCAAUGCAAUGCAGUCCAAAACCCUUGUAAAUAGGAGAGGUUGCAAGCCAAAUCAAGAGUAUUUAUCGUUAUUACUAUUAUUAUUAGGCCUGCCUUUAAUUUUAGUGUUUUGGUAUUUCGCAUCCUGCCUCGGUAUUGAUCUUGUGUUUUUUGUGCCAAUAUGCAAAGGAGAGGGUCGGUUCUUUCCUUUACUGUUGAAUGCUCCCAUUUAAUGCUUUAAGGCUUUUACUGUGUUAAUUUUUUAGAUACCUGUCUGCACACAAUGCAAUAAAAAUAAUUUUAUUACACCCUU
This is a messenger RNA of Microtus ochrogaster (prairie vole), 7551 nucleotides long. RefSeq names its product solute carrier family 12 member 5 (gene Slc12a5). The record is from RefSeq and is a predicted model, not a curated record. Gene Ontology annotation, cellular component: plasma membrane. Gene Ontology annotation, biological process: potassium ion import across plasma membrane; chloride transmembrane transport; chloride ion homeostasis. NCBI's taxonomy places the organism in Eukaryota, Metazoa, Chordata, Mammalia, Rodentia, Cricetidae. Gene Ontology annotation, molecular function: potassium:chloride symporter activity.